GCUCCUAUGCUUAACUAGCUAGCUGCGGGCAAACAAUAUAAUAGGAUAGGUUAGCUUACAUCAAAUUGCAACUUUUUAUUUUAUUUUAUUUUUCUUUUCCUGUUCGCUUUAAUUCGCAAGAGAAGAGGAAUCUAAAUCUAUAAAAGCUCCACCAUCAUCUUAACUCAUCUUCAAAUUGCAUUGAGCAACAUUAUCCAGAGGGGAAAGCUUAUACACAUCCUCUAACCGUCAACAAGCAGCUAUGACAAUCAAAAUUCAUUUCAUAGUGUCCUUGUAUUUACUACUCUUAGCCAUCACAAAAGUGAGGACGGAGCUGCUGCCAAAAGAUUCUGUUCCUCCGUCUUGGAAGGAUAUAGAUAAGUAUCCCCUUGAAAAAUCUAUUGCACUAAUUGGAGGUUUUGUCAUCAUUAUUGUGAUCACAUUGGUACUCUUUAAGAGAAAUUUCAUUGAUAGCACUGGAUUAAUUUUCGGUUUAUGGAUGUUGAUGUCGUUUGACAACGUUGUUGAAAAUUCAUGGGAUAUUAUGUCACUAAGCUAUUUGUUAACCUCUUUCCACAUUACGGUCGCUUUCUUUGGACUAACGUAUUGGAUACGUUUGAGUGUUAGAGAGUAUAAUAAGACAAACACAAGGCCGUCAAUUGAUCUACUGGUUGAAAUCGGAGCUUGGUUUUUUAUGUUUAUUUUGAAUUGUACUGUAGCUGCUGUAAAGCACUCGCUUCGGAAGCAACAAGAUCAAGUAUCUCAAUGGUAUCCAGUUUCAAUAGCUUUUGCUACGAUAGUAGAAAGUUACUGGAAAAGGGGAAGGAAAAUUAGAGCAAAUCGACUGAAAUCACCACUUAUAAAAAAUGUGGAGGAUGCCUUUCAUGAUUUUGUAAGAACUUGCAAGAAAGAACCUCAGAGUGGUAAUAUAAUUGAGUUCAACCAAAAAUUAAAUGAUUUCACAAGAACGUUCUGUAUUUUAGUAGCUCAGAAGCGGGAAGCUCUAAUAAUAAAUUAUCAAUGAAAGACUUUGAGGCAGCGGGUGGAUAUAGCUCAAGGGGCC
Molecule: messenger RNA, 1042 nt
Organism: Ipomoea nil (Japanese morning glory)
Lineage: Eukaryota; Viridiplantae; Streptophyta; Magnoliopsida; Solanales; Convolvulaceae
Exons: 3
Coding region: 242-1003 (253 amino acids)
Source: RefSeq, a predicted model, not a curated record